Linum tenue is the source of this 399-nucleotide messenger RNA. NCBI's taxonomy places the organism in Eukaryota, Viridiplantae, Streptophyta, Magnoliopsida, Malpighiales, Linaceae. The record is from the annotation of a GenBank genome assembly.
AUGAUUACAAAUUUGGGAGAACAUGUCAUCGGAGGUAAUAUCAUUGGAGGAUCGUAUGACAGGACGCCGAUUGCUAUUCCUAGGAUUGUGCUCAAUAUCAUUGAGCAUCGUUGGCCUUUUACCUUGAAGAGGAGACAGUUUCCAGUCAGAGUGUGCUAUCAAAUGACAAUAAACAAGAUUCAGGGACAAAGUCUUGAUAUAGUGGGGGUUUACCUGCCUAAGCCGGUGUUCAGUCAUGGCCAAUUGUACGUAGCAGUUUCGCGAGUAAGAUCAACCGACGGCUUGCAUAUACUGAUUGACAACGACAGUGAAGUUCCACAAUCAUAUACUAGAAAUAUAGUGUAUCACGAGACAUUUGCUGAUGUGCACACCGCACCGACAUCACACACAGGUAAAUAA